Messenger RNA from Parathielavia appendiculata, 2300 nucleotides. RefSeq lists its product as uncharacterized. The transcript has a single exon. The coding region runs from base 236 to 1984 and encodes 582 amino acids. NCBI's taxonomy places the organism in Eukaryota, Fungi, Ascomycota, Sordariomycetes, Sordariales, Chaetomiaceae. The record is from RefSeq and is a predicted model, not a curated record.
CCACUCGACACAUCGCCUGCCCUUUAUCUUGGGUCGAGUGUCUCAACAGCCGCUAUAUACCCAGUCAGGCCCGUUGACACGCAGUGUUUGUGCCUCCUGCCAUAGUCAGCGUGAUUAUUGCCUGCCCAUCUCAAUCACAUUGUGUUUCGGCACAGCGGAUACCAUGAUCUGCCCUUGAAGUCCGACGUCUCCUGGCGACGCCCCUUGAUCGUCUGCGGAUCUGGUCAACACCACCAUGCUGCCUGGUGCGCCGGCCUAUAAUUCUGCCUUGCUCCUUCUUCUCGUGGCUUCAUCUUGGCCUCCUUCGUGUGCUGCCUUGCCGUGGACUGGUAUACCAUCGCGCCGCUCGCUGAUACUCGACUACUCUCCCGCCCCGCCGCCCGAGGAAAGCCCUCCACUGUCGGCCGGUGCGCUCCGGGAUCCCUCAUUUCUCCCAGCUCAGAUCGGUGGCAUUGUCGGAGCCUACGCAUUAUCGCUGGUGCUGGUCGCCCUUCUCCUUCUUGCCUUUUCCAAGACGCGCCGCGACCACCUGCGGAAUCGUGACGCUCCUCCUCAAGAAGACAAUUUCUUCCUCGAUUUCAAUCCAUUCCCCCAACAAUUCCUCCAGUCCGAGGAGGAAUACCAGAGACAGCUCGAGCAGUUCCAGAAGCUUUCUCUGCAGAUCCCCCAGAGUCCGGUCAGAAACUUCUCGCUCCCAUCCAACUCGCCCCUGAGCCCAACCAGAACUGGCCCGCUCAGCCCGACCAAGUCGCAGCGCUCAGUUUUCAGCACCUCUUCCCCGACCUCGACCAUCCUCGCCCCUGGUAUCGAUCUCUCGGUUGACCAGACCAUCGUGGGCCGAGACAAAGCCAUGGCGCAACAACAGUUGAAAGAGAUGUACAGGCAUGUGAUGGAGCAGGAGCAGGCAAAGGCCGAAGGGCGGGAGUACCAGCCACCAGCGCUAACAUCCCCGUCAACGAACACGCUGAAUGCAAGCCCCGCGAAGUUGGGUGGCCUCAAGAAGGAAAGGAACAAGCCGUCAAACCUGAACCUCGCGCAGGACGAGAAGCAGUCGCGCAGCUCCUCGAUAUUCUCCUUCCUCAAGUCGCCGCGCAAAAACAAGGCGCCAGCAGGCCUAAGCAUCUCGUCCCCGAUUAUGACACCCAUGUCGGGGACAUUCCCACGACAUGACGCCCAGGAGAUGAAUACGAUCCCGCCUCGACACUACGCGCCCGCCGCUCCGCCGCCCGUCCCUUCCCACGAUCUCCCGUUCCGUCAAGCAGCCGCUUCGGCCGCUGGCAGCAGCCACCUCCCAACCCCCGACAUCUCACCCGUCAGCACGCAGAGCAUCGACUCUCGCAUCGACGCUGCUGUCGGGCAGCCGCCGAGCCGCGCCGCUCGUCGCGAACAACGCGAGCGGGAGGCCCGCAGCGACCACCGUCUCCCGUCCCACUCGCGCGACGUCUCAACCGCAACCAGCUCAGCCGGGGAUCCUGAACCGGUGUCGGCCACUUCGGAUAGGUCCACUGCCCACCUGGUCGGUCUUCCCGUCUCCCCUCGCCCGGGCGUCAACCGCUUCCCGAGCGAUCUUUCCCUGCCGGCGUCGCCUCGCCCAGGCCAGCAAUCCUUUCAACUGCCCCCGGCCAAUGCCAACUCCUCGACGUCGUCCUUCCCCCGUCCCUCGGGCUCCGCCGUCCGCCAGGGCGGCGCCCUCCCGCUGCGCGCCUAUGAGCCCUCGAUAAGCUCGCCGACCGCCGCGAGCUUCGCCACCAAGCAGACGGUGUUUACCCGCGCCGAUCCGGGCCCGCUGUCGCCCGGCAUGCAGACGGGCAUGCGCACCCCCUGGACGGGCGCCCCCGUCCCGUAUACCCCCUACCAGCCGUUCACGCCUGUCGUGCCCAUUACACCGUCCGUGGUGACCAAAGCGGACCGCAAGAGGAUGAAGAGGCUUGAGCCGAAGACGCCUACUGUUGAGAUGGUCAGGAGUACCGAGGAUAUUUGGUAGAUAUAUUUUUUCCUGUCUUCGGUUAAGUCCAUCUUGUGAGUUUCUUGGACCUAGGUUACUUGCUGGGGAAAACGAUUGGAUGAUGUUCACGGAUAAUGGCUUGGAGUGCGAUGGUAAGGUAGUUUCAACCGAGCUGAGCUGGGCAUCAUAAGUGAUGAUGUUGGGAAAGUAGAGAUUUCUUCUUUUGAUAUCCACUUGUUAUAGGCGAUUGACCCUGGUUUCCGUCUCACAAAGUACUAAUCACUGCGCGCCCGAAGCUAUGGCUCCUUUUGCUGUGUCAGGACUGGAACUAAGUGAUGCCUGUUUCAAAAUGGAG